AUGCCCGCCUCAACUACCGUCCCUACUCCGCAAGAUGUGCUGGUCCCCGAAACUUUGCUGAAGAAACGCAAAGUUAAUGACAAGGCCCGCGAGGAGAAGCUUACCAAAGCUAUCGAAGCCCGCAAGGCCAGCAAGGCCAAAAGACAGGUAAUCUUCAAGCGUGCCGAGCAAUAUGUCAUCGAAUACAAGAGGAAAGAACGUGAGGCCAUCCGCCUCCGUCGAGCAGCCAAAGCCUCUGGAGACUUCUUUGUCCCAUCUGAGCCCAAGGUCUAUUUCGUUAUCAGGCUGAGGGGUAUUAACGAAAUCGCCCCCAAGCCACGAAAGAUCCUCCAGCUUCUACGAUUGCUCCAGAUCAACAAUGGUGUCUUCAUCAAAGUCACCCGAGCUACCACUCAAAUGCUUCAAUUGGUUGAACCUUACGUUACCUACGGUGAGCCCAACUUGAAGACUGUUCGUGAACUCAUCUACAAGCGAGGUUACGGAAAGAUCAACAAGCAGCGAAUCCCUCUGGACAACAACGCGAUCAUCGAGAAGCACCUCGGCCAGUACGGUAUCAUCUCUAUCGAGGACAUUGUCCACGAGAUCAUCACUGUCGGACCUAACUUCAAACAAGUCAACAACUUCCUCUACCCCUUCCACCUGAGCAACCCUACCUCUGGGUUCCGAGCCAGGAAGUUCACGGCUUUCGUUGAGGGUGGUGAUGCUGGAAAGCGGGAACACUACAUUAACCAACUUGUCCGCAACAUGAACUAA
Messenger RNA from Puccinia graminis f. sp. tritici CRL 75-36-700-3, 753 nucleotides. Its product is annotated as 60S ribosomal protein L7. The coding region runs from base 1 to 753 and encodes 250 amino acids. Gene Ontology annotation, cellular component: cytosolic large ribosomal subunit. Gene Ontology annotation, molecular function: structural constituent of ribosome; RNA binding. The transcript is spliced from 7 exons. The record is from RefSeq and is a predicted model, not a curated record. Lineage: Eukaryota; Fungi; Basidiomycota; Pucciniomycetes; Pucciniales; Pucciniaceae. Gene Ontology annotation, biological process: maturation of LSU-rRNA from tricistronic rRNA transcript (SSU-rRNA, 5.8S rRNA, LSU-rRNA).